Messenger RNA from Penicillium soppii, 1416 nucleotides. RefSeq lists its product as uncharacterized. Bases 1 to 1416 code for a protein of 471 amino acids. Gene Ontology annotation, biological process: mitotic spindle organization. The record is from RefSeq and is a predicted model, not a curated record. Gene Ontology annotation, cellular component: cytoplasm; dynactin complex. NCBI's taxonomy places the organism in Eukaryota, Fungi, Ascomycota, Eurotiomycetes, Eurotiales, Aspergillaceae. The transcript has 3 exons.
AUGGCUUUCAAUAAGAAAUAUGCCGGUCUACCUGACUUGGACCCUUCCCCAGAUAUCUAUGAAACCCCCGACUUGACCGACGAAGCGUCAACCGUCCCCACUGGCACUAUCCGCACAGAGUCCGACCAUGACGACGCCGGUUCCAACUCCGACAUUGACCGUGAGGGCGUCAACGCCGACCAGGCGCGCAUGCACUUUAUGGGCGCGGCCGUGGACGCCCGUGAUGCCAAUUUCUCCGAUAGUAUCUCCAUGAAGAGACAGGCAUAUCGGAGCAAAGAUAUGAACCGUCGCCGGCGCCGGAGACGCGCAGAUGGGACAGAGGAGGUCGGCGACCUAAGUGACAGCGAGGACGAGUCGCUGGAGCGAAGACUUGCCCGGCUACGGAGGGAAGUCGAAGAUCUCAAGGUGGAGAUGGCCAAUCAGCCUAAGGACGAGGAGGUGACAAAUAAACAGUCACAGGGUACAUCGGCUGAAAAGCCUAGCGUGAGCUUGAGUGAUGGCGUUGCGGAACUCAGCCGUGCGUUGGACAAUUUGCAUGCCUCGCGGGGUGCGGCGACGCCAUCGCAUUCGGCGGCAGCGUUUUUGUCCCAGAAACUUGGGUCCGGAGCUGCGCCAGAUGCAAACACACAAGCGUCAGGCGCUACAACAGCCCCAGCAGUGCCGCAACAGGUUGCCUCUGCGGGUAUCCUCUCCCAUGCAGCCGCAUUUGAUGGCCGCCUCGCGCUUCUCGAAAGCUCUAUGGGCAUUUCGAGCUCCUCAAACCCCUUCGUCGCUGACGGCGUCAACGACAAUACACCACACCCCGUCCUACCAGCCCUGGACCAACUCACUUCCCGCCUAUCAGCCCUUACCGGUCUCCUAGUCGGCACGAACCCAGCAUCCGCCGGUCCAGGGGCACCAGCCAGCGGCCCAGGAAUCACCACCCCGCAUCUCGAAGCCCUCUCCACCCGCGUGCGCAAAUUAACCACAGACGCCGAAGCCCUCACCGCAGCCCGCAGAAAAGCAUUCGACGCCGCGAAAGCCGCGCACAACGCCCGCCUGGCAAGUUCCGACGCCGAUCUGCCUGUCCCCGAUACUUCCGCAGACGACGAACACACAGCCAAAAUCCAAGCACUCUACGCUACCCUCCCAACCAUACAGUCUCUCCACCCAUUGCUCCCCAGCGUCCUCGAGCGUCUGCGUUCCCUCCGCGCGUGCCAUGCUGGCGCAGCCCACGCAGCGGACUCGCUUAACGAGCUGGAAAAGCGGCACGCCGAAAUGGCAUCGGAGAUCGAGCAGUGGCGCGAAGGCCUGACGGUUGUGGAGGAGAAAAUGAGCCAGGGUGAAGCAGCUCUGCGCUCGAAUGUCGAGACUGUUGAGCCCUGGGUGCGGGACUUGGAGUCUCGUCUAGCGCGUCUGGAAGGGCCUGCGCUGUGA